This is a messenger RNA of Castor canadensis (American beaver), 4344 nucleotides long. The record is from RefSeq and is a predicted model, not a curated record. NCBI's taxonomy places the organism in Eukaryota, Metazoa, Chordata, Mammalia, Rodentia, Castoridae.
CUAUCUAGAUUUUUGAGUGUCUUACCUAUCUUUAUACUUCCCUUGUAUGCUCUCGCUUUUGAACAGAUUCUUCUUUGUGGAUUUCUACCAGGCCUCAGAUGGUGAGGGUGUGUGUAUUCUUUUGAGUACAAUAGUUCCGUCAUCUAUAGUUUCAUUUCUGUGAUUUCCCUUACCCCAGAUCAACUCUGGUCUGAAGAUAUUAAAUAGAAAAAUCCAGAAAUGAAUAAUUCAUAAAUUUAAAAUUGCACACUGUUCCAAGUAGUGUGGCGAAGUUUCCUGCCACUCUGCUCCAUCCUGCACAGAGUUAUGUCACCCCCUUGUCCACUGUAUGCAUGCUGUGUGUGCUCACCCGCCUGUCAGUCAUAUAAUAGUUAUCUUGUUUACCAGCUAAACUGUCACAGUAUUGCAGUACUUGUGUUCAAGCACUCUUAUUUCAUGUUAUGAUGGCCACAAAGUUUGAGUAGUGAUGUUAGCAAUUCACCUAUGUCAAAGAAUUUCUUUUAAAUGGAAAGGGGAAAAUUCUUGACUUAAUGAGGAAAGAGAAAAAAUUGCAUGCUAAUUUGCUCAGAGAUUGUACUACCUGUGGUUUCAAGCAUCCAUGAAACCACAGGUCAUGAAAUUACUGGACUUUUUUUUCCCAUAUUGUGGACAAAUGUUUAGCUAUAUCAGUAGUAUUCCAAGGAAGUGCUGGUCAAAUAAUGAGUUUCUCAAAUACUUUUUCUCAUGGUCUAUCUUUGGUGUAAAUAUAUUAUCAAAGGACUAAGAUCUCAUGGCAAAUGGUUAUUACAUUUUCAUAAUGGUAGCUUACAUUUGUUUUGUAUGUUGUAGCUUACAAACCACUUUCACACAUUCCCUGUUGUUUAAUUUUUACAGCUAUUCCCUGAGGUCAGAAAAAUCCUUUUACUCACAUAUGGUUGGGACCAAUGAUUGUCUGGUUAACUGAUAAAAUAGAUAUGUUAGACAUUUUAUUUUAACCUAAAAUGUAUAAAUGUAUGUUUAUCUGUUUAUCUUUUGGUGGGCCUUUUCUUUGGGAAUCAGCUAAUUGUAGUUCAAAGUCAUUUUUCUUGCAUAAAACUACUUCUUAAUAUGUUAUCUUUGACUUCCUGUUACUUUCUGAAAAUUUUUAUUUCUAAGGAGGUCAAUAAUUUAAAGCAAUCUGUAUAUAUCAGGCAUUUUAAACCCAGUAUUUUAAAUUUAUUUCAUCUGUACCUAGUUUUUUAGUAAGUAUUUUAGAGACUUGCCUUUGAGUCUUUCCCAAGCAUUUAACUUUCAUUGACCACAAAACACUCUUUUCAUAUCUAUAUUUCACUUGUUUAUAAUAAAUUGAAUUAAAUUACCCAAUUGUGAAAAUAAGUACAAUUGGCAUCAAUAGGUUUGGAAUGAAACAGUUUAUGGAUACGUGUAGAAAAACGAGAGUGCACUGUGACCAGGAAGGCCUUACCUAGCCUCAAUUUUUAGCUAGGAAUCAAGGGGCUUUCUCUAGCAGGUGAGGCUAAGUAUGGUGACUGAGAGUCGCAGCUAUAGCAGGGAUUAUCCUUCUCUGUCCCUGUGGUGACACUGGCUUGUGGAGGGUAAGUGGUGCAACAGUGUUUAUACCAAUGAUGGAGCUGGACCUCACACCCAGGUUGUUGCUUCUAAGCCUCAUAGUCUUGUUUUGCUUGGUUUGCUCCUGUGUCCCACAACUGUUCCCACUGGUGCGUUGGCAUAACAUGACCUAUUCUAGCAAAAAAACCCAAAACAUGCAUUGCAUUGAAGAAGGUUUAUUUGGAUGCUGGCCAAGGGCGUUUAUUGAAAAGAUGUGUUAAAAAAAAAAAAAACCUCAUUGUGUACUGAUUAUUAAGAUUACAUUAAUGCAUCCUGAAAAUAAUGUAGAAGCGAAUGUAUUCUUAAGGCAAUUCCAAAACAGACAUAGAAUUUAAAAGAUGCAUUUACUUACAUUCAUUUAUUGUAUACACAUUUGUAAUUCUUUGGGUGGGGGCAGAGGACAGAUUUAAAUACCCAUGGAGUUCUACCAUCUCACUUUUUAAAGAUCAUUCAGUGGAUUUCUGAGAAUGCUUCUGCCUGCCAUUCAUUUGACCUCAUUCAGGAAUUUCUAAUUGCUUCUUCCUAUUGGAGUGUGUACCUGGAGUCAAGUAACGUGGACACACUCUUGCCAUAUUCCUCAGUGCUCACUUGGAACUGGCUGUUCCAUCCCGUCAGCUGUUAUUUAAAGAAUGGUUCCCUUCCCAGGCAAGAGAUAGGCUGUGUUCACUGCUAUUUAUGCGCCACGAAGUUUAUUUAAAGUAGAAGUUAGCACACUGGAAGCUGGCCUCAGCCCUGUCUGCACAGAAGAAACUUCCUGAGGGCUUACGCCUGCAGUGGUUGAUACUUGAGCAGUGGCAUGUAUGUUUUUUCCCCACCGUAGGAAAUUCCUGGGAUAACCCUUGUGACGGAAGAGAUCUCAUUGCCUCUGAUGAAGGUCCAUAGCUUGAAGGGCUACUGGGAAAAACUGAACUACAACCUGGAAUAUGUUAAGUACACCAAGCCACACUUACACUAUCACAACAGUGUGGUUAGGAGAGAGUGGCACAACCUGGUCUCUGAAGAGAAAACAGGAAAAAGAAGGUCCACGGCAUAUGUGAGGAAUAUUCUUGAUAAUGCAGUAAAGGUGAUUUCUAACAUAGAAGCAAGGAAAUCAGGGCCAAGAUUAAUGCCCCUGUUGCAGGAGGAGGACAGCCACCAGCGGCUGCUUAUGGGGUUGAUGGUGUCUGAGCUAAAAGACCAUCUUUUGAGACACUUACAGGGCGUGGAAAAGAAGAAAAUUGAACAUAUGGCCCUGGACUACGUUUCGAAACUGCUGGAUCUCAUUUGCUGCAUUCUGGAAACCAGCUUGAGGAAACAUAAUCUUCACUCUUGGGUUUUCCACCUCAAUAGACUUGGCAGUGCUGCUGAGUCUGCAGUCUUUCACAUUAUGACCAGGAUUUUGGAAGCUACUAGCAGUUUGUUUUUACCUCUGCCGCCUGGUAAGUGUUGGCUCUUUUGUCCUUUGGUGUGAUAAAUGAUUCUUUCUUCUUCACGUGUCCUCUGGCAUUGGCACAUUAGAAUUUCAUGAUGAGACUGGUGUGUUAGUAAUUGUGUGCCUGUGUCCCUGUGAGAUAUGGGCCUAGAAGCUGGUCCCUGCUGGCAACCCCCACCUCCUGACCGCUAAACUGUGCUGUAGCUUGUUUCCUCCUUUUGGAAACCUUGACUGGUCCCCAUGCAAAUUUCUAGGGUAGUUUAACCUUGAGCUGUUUUCUGCUUUUCUCUUUGGUCAUUCUGUUCCUUCGUGCUUUUCAGCUGUCCUACCUCUUCUUUUGUGAUUUCUGAUGCUCUUUCUCUCUUUUGAUUUCUGAUGCUUUUCCUUUCUUUCUCUCUUUAGAAUAGUCUCUCCUUUGUUACUGGACACUCCUCAUUCAUGGAGUCAAAGCAGGGGAUACUUCUAACCCACCAUCUUCACAAUACAACAUUACCAAUAGGCAAAUGUUGUAUAGUAGAUCUCCAGAACUUACUCACCGUCCAUAACUGAAACUUUUUAUACCCAUUGAAUAGCAAUACUCCAUGCCCCAUCUUCCUGGCCCUAGUAACCGCCCUUCUAUUCUCUGGUUCUAUGAGUUUGACUAUUUUAGAGACUUCAUAUAAGUAUAAUCAUAUAGGAUUUGUCCUGUGACUAGCUUAUUUCAACUACUAUAAUAGAGAUAUUGUCACAUAUGGUAGGAUUUCUUUCUUUUCAAAGACUGAAUAGUAUUCCAUUUCCUGUAUAUUCUAUAUUUUCUUUAUACAUUCAUCUGUCAAUGGACAUUUAUGUUGUUUCUAUACUUUAUCUAUUAUGAAUAAUGCUCUAAUGAACAUGAGAGUGUAUAAAUUUCUUUAAGAUCCUGAUUUCAGCAAGGCACUGGCUCAUGCCUGUAAUCCUAGCUAUGUGGGAGGCAGAGGUUGGGAGGAUCAUGGUUUGAGGCCAGCGUGGACAAAAAGCUAGCAAUAUCUCAUCUCAACAAUUAAGCUGGGCAUGUUGGUGCAGGCCUAUCAUCCCAGCUAUGUGGGAGACAUAGAUAGGAGGACUGCAUUCUGAGGUUGGCGUGGCCAAAAAACCCCACAAGACCCUGUCUGAAUAAUAACUAAAACUAAAAGGGCUGGAAGCAUGGCUCAGGGGGUAAAGCAUGUGCCCAGUAAGCAGAAAGCCCUGAGUUCAGGCCCUAGUUCCACCAAAAAACAAGAUCCUGAUUUCAUUUAUUUUGGAUAUCUACUCAGACGUGAGUUCUAGAUUACAUGGUAUUCUAUUUUUUGGUCAUAUUUUGUUGAUUUCAGUACUUCUUUUUAUUAUUUCUG